AUGCACCGCGGAGCCACACCUUGCGUUUCAACCUUGCGCCUGUUCGAGGCUCACUUGCGCCGAGUGGUUGGAUUACAGUUCUGGGGGGCGAAAUCUACCAGCCCGCGGAUACGACCCUUUUCUAAGAUCAACUCAAAUUGCGCGAGGCUUUCGACUUCGAAGGUGAGAAGUCCGGGCGACUCGGGUGCAGACGAACCACAGACGGAAGCGGCUGCGAAGGAGGAAACCCGGGCAAAUGGACAUGUACGCGAAGGAGUUGGAUCGGGAUUGAAGGAUGAUGCAACUGUCAGCAUUGCGCAAUCUUCGCCGAAGGCGGGACUUAAGCUCGACAGCUCCUCACGAUCCGAUGAAGCUUUCGACCCGAAAACCCCUGCUGAUGCCGAAGAAGUAGCGAAUACAGACGCAGCUUCAAUCAUCAAUGAACAUUUGAAACUACUGGUGGAAGCCAGCAAGCAGACGCAAAAUGAUCACCGGAUGCAAUUUCUAGAUUCCCGGCCUAAUUCAGCAGCGGCGGAGGCGAAACCGAAAAACAGCAGGCAUGAAAAUCGAUCCAAAAAGUCAGGAAAGGUUCCGGAUUGGCGCCCUUCUGACCCUGUCGAGGUUUACGCCGGAGUUACUCGACCUUCCCUCGCCGGGGUCGCUGAUACGAAAUGGGAGGCAUUAGAUUCCGACCUUAGAGAGCUGCUUUACAUGAGCGUUCCAAACGGCCAGCCGCCAUUUCCGCCGAAGUUCACCUAUGUGCUAACAGCCUGGUAUCGAAAUGGAAGACUGGACGAUGGGAGCAAGCUUCUACAAAUGAGCGAAGAAGACUUCAUGAUUCGGGUGAAAGUCUUGAGUUACAUUCGUCAUCGGGACCCUUCAGUCUCCCUUUCUCACGCCGGUGCAUUGUUGAAGAUGAUGCGAAAAAGGGGCAUGCAGUCAGCCAAGGCAAUCAUGUAUUUCAUGGACAUUCUCGCUAGAGGCGGCAUGCCGCAGAGAUUAGGUGUUCUCCUUCGGGAACUGGAGACGCGAAAUGCUCCCACAGUCUUCGUGGAUGCUGGUCAUUGCUAUCUCGCCGCCGGGCUAGCGUUGUCGGGAGAUUUGCCAGCUGCGAUCAAAACCUUUGAGAGGAGAGGCAUACCGAAAAAUCAAAUCCUUCCCUUGACACAUUGGGCGUUCAUCAAAGCAUACGCCCGCGCCGGCAUGCGAGACGACCUGAAUAUGCACCAUGAGCAUCUGAUGAAAAUCCGUGGACCCACUGAAGAGUUGCGCAAAUUACGACGCGAUGCCAACUUCGAAAUCAUUAAGUUCUUGGUUCUACGACACCCCGGUGACUUGUACGCGAUUGCGCUCGCAAUAACCAACGUCGUCACACGACACAACACCGAACCUGGCUUUCCUACGAGUGUCUGGGAAGCCCUGAAACUGCUUGCACGCGGGGGCUCGGAGUAUACCAAAUUCGCGCACAAAUUCUGGCAACGUUUUGCGCGUAUCGCUAGCACGAGACCCGCACGGGAAGCAGGCCUCACUUUGGGGGCAGAAACGCGGGAUCCUGCAUUAGCGUGGCAGUCCAUCAUACAUUUGAUCCCGAGGAAAGACAAUCCGCCGUCUUGGCCAGACUGCAAGAACCUGGCCAUAGCCCAGGGUCAGAUACAUAAGCUGGACGACGCUCUCGCCAUGCUGGAAUCCGCUGGUGUACCGUUCGAUGCCGCCACCGGGCUUAUCAUGUUGCGGGGUUACUCCUCUUUGUUGGAUAUUCAAUCUGCCAAGGUCAUUUUUGAGGCCAUGGAGGUUCGACGGUGGACUGAUCGACCAGUUUAUGAUUUGAUGGCGGGGAUUUACUCACGGAUAGGGAUGGUUGAUGCGAGCAGGGCAUUAACGGAGCAGGCGGCCACGAGAGGUUUGCAUCCUGGUACGCAUCCGCAGGUGGACUUCGCCCCGCUAUGGGCCGGGCUGAGGCAAAGAGCGCGUGCUUCGGUUGAGCAGCAGGAGUCGGGCCCGUUUAGGGGCCCACUUUCGUGA
Molecule: messenger RNA, 2001 nt
Organism: Fimicolochytrium jonesii
Lineage: Eukaryota; Fungi; Chytridiomycota; Chytridiomycetes; Spizellomycetales; Powellomycetaceae
Exons: 1
Coding region: 1-2001 (666 amino acids)
Source: RefSeq, a predicted model, not a curated record